This is a messenger RNA of Penicillium samsonianum, 606 nucleotides long. RefSeq lists its product as uncharacterized. The record is from RefSeq and is a predicted model, not a curated record. Bases 1 to 606 code for a protein of 201 amino acids. Lineage: Eukaryota; Fungi; Ascomycota; Eurotiomycetes; Eurotiales; Aspergillaceae. The transcript has a single exon.
AUGAGCUUGGACAAUCCUCUACUGUGGCCUGAGGUACGGUGGACUGAGCCUGAUUUAUUCGCGUCCAUGCCUGAAUUUUACCAUAACAAAAUUCGCCUACCCAAGAAUGCCCUCUACAAUGAUUCUGAAAACCCAUCCAAGGCAGGAACCAUCUUGACUAGACAAUUUCACAAUACAUUUACAGAGAGCCUCGUCAUCCCGAGCCCGCAAAGUGAUGACUUGAACCCUACUUUCACACCACCUCAGAAUACCGGGACCUGGGAAGACUUCACCCCUAUGUUUCUCGAACAAGCUCGACUCUAUGUGCUGGCUGACAAAUAUGGCAUUGAGCGGUUGUGUCAGCUGGUCAUUUUCAAGCUGUAUCAAACGCUGAGAACAUUCAAACUAUAUGACACGGGAGUGAGUGCUAUUAUUGAGUUUGUUCGAUUCGUCUACUUGAACACACCACCAAAUUACGGUAAGGUUGACGCCCUAAGGAAUUUAGCAACAAGUUACGUUGUUUCUGUUCUUGGACAAAUUGGUAGGAACGAAUGUUUCGAAACCCUUUUAGAGGAAGGUGGUCCUUUCGUCUCUGAUUUCUUCCAUAUCUUGCGGAGUGUCGCGUGA